ACGAGCCUCCGCAACUGGCUCGUGCUAGGAAGCCCAUAGACAAAAUGGCCAAGUUUAUCACGCAAGAGACCUUCGACGAAGUUGUCAAGGAGAACAUGGAGGAUUUCGAUAUGGACAGAGAGAGUGCGGCGAGGGAUGCAGUGGCCCAGUUCAACGCUCAAGGAGCUGAUCUAUCCAACGUCGACACGUCAGCCGACGGUGUCCGUAAGGACGCAAGGGCCGCCAUCAAAGACCACGUGUAUAGGCUGCGUGGGUUUGACUUGAACGACAGGGGGAAGGGGGAGGGGGUUCCUAAGAGCGGCUGCCUGGAGGCGUUGUCUUCGGUAGGCAACAUGUGCCGGGAAGAAGGGGCCGCGGGGGAGUCCAACAGGACGGCAGUGGGAGAGGCCGGCGGAGUCGGGGCGAUUGCCCGUUUUUUGGGAGGGUACGCGGACGAAUCGCCCCCGAGCAGCGUGGUCCUCGCUGCCCUUAACACGCUGCAAGAUGUGUGCCGAAACUCGGAGAGAAAUCGCGACGCGUUCAUCUACACGAACAUGGACCAGCUGACAUCACUACUUGUGCGGUGGACGAACACGCCAGCACCACACACCGGCAGCCGUAGCACGAACGGCCCAGGCGAUGGCGCCGUAGGCGAUAGCGACGCCAACGUGGAGGGAACCGUCGAGCCUGAGCCCAUCUCCGGAGAUGCGGAAUCGAUAGACAAAGACAAAGACCAAGACAAGGCGUUGCUUGUGGCGGCCGGGCUGAAGACCGUGAGGAUCGUUUGCACCAAGGCGGAGAACAACAAGGGCUCCUUCAUGAGGCGUAAAGGGGCCGACGUUCUCGUGGAAACCUUGAGGCACUACGGUACCGGGGAGGGCAGGGACGCCACCGUCACCAGGGAGGCGUGUGCGGCGCUGCGAUCGGUUACCUUGGGAGACGACCGACGGAAAGACUUUUCAGGCACCUACGACAACGUCAAGGCUCUCGUGUCCGCUGGAGCCAUACCGCUCCUGCUGGAGGCCGCGAGAGCUUCCGAGGAGGACCCGACCACGCUGUCCCCCGUGUUCCUGGCCCUCAAACAGCUCGCGGCCAAUGACGAGAGCGUCAAGCUGAUAGUGGGAAACGGGGGGCUAGACAUCGUGAGCGGGGCUGUCGUGGCCUUUCCGCAGGAGGCGGUGGUGUGCCGCACGGCUCUGUCGCUGUUCCGAAACAUAUCGGCGAACGAUGAUCUCAAGACGAGACUGCUUCACGAGGGAGGGCUGAAGCUCGUGCUCGGAUGCAUGGCACAGCACCAGAACGAUAAAACCCUGCAGGAACACGGGUGCGCCACCAUGGCAGCAAUGUCUCUUCGGUCUCCUCCCAACGGAGCGCAGAUCGUACGAGAGGGAGGGAUUACCGCGGUGGUACAGGCCAUGCGAAGAUAUCCGACCGUGCAGCCGCUGCAGAGACAGGCUUGUCUGUGCAUCCGAAACAUUGCCGCCAGAGGGCCGUCGCUGCGCACCCCCAUGCUGGACGAAGGGUGUGAGCCGGUGUUGAGGGAGGCUGGGAAGCUCAGGGGCUGCGUGGACGAGGCGUACGGUGCUCUACGCGACCUUCAGUGCGAGGUUGGGCUGGUGACGAUGGGAGAGAGCGGGAAGGUCCAAAUCGGCGUGACGGCAUUCGGAGAAGAGAAACCAAACUUCAACCCCUCGCUCCAAGAAACGAAAGAUCUGGGGGAGAGGAUAGAGGGCUCCGCAACUGCUCCGGCGCACUCGGGUCACCGGCUCUAAUCUCCUUGUUUACCGCGGUAUUUGGGUUAUUUGCCAUUGGCAGCUCUCCUAAGGGCGGUGUUUGGCAACGAGUAGGGGACAGGGUGGGAUUUUCUUUCUUUUUUUCUCACGGGGGACGGUGUAGAGACUACGACCCGUGAAUACCCGACCCCAACUUAUUCAUCGGCAAGAAAUAUGGGUACGAUGCCAAGCUGGAAAUUCCUCAUCGCGCCUCGCGCUGCUAAUGAACAACACGUUCCACAGAUACAUUUAGAUGUACUAUUUUUUUAGAUGCCGUGUUAUCCUCUUGCCCGGGGUAGACGUGCAUGCCGUGUCGUUAGACCAUUGAUCUCGCAUCCUUAAAAAGACGGGACGGAGCACGCCGGGUUCUCACCGGACCAGGCCCUCACAUCACCAAGGGGGUGGAGGGGGGCGCGUAUUUCUGCGGAAGGCAAAAUUUCUGUUUGGAACGAUGAACAGGACCACCUGCCGUCAUGAUGGCGUGAUUGUCACCUCAGGAUCCUUAGGUGGGUGUGGUGACGGCUAUAGUUGGUUGCCGAAUUCGAGUCAUUUUCAUUUACAGACGUAAGCAGCCCCCCACUCUGUUUUUCGGCGUUGCUUUUAUGGGGUCUUCGAGGAGAUGCUGACUUCAAACACCUCUCACGCGGCCAGUGUUUACAUCAAAUCAAGCACACGUGGAAGUGGUUGGCAAAGUCUCAACCCGCACGAUGCGGUAUUGUAGUGAGCGCGAACAAUAGGCGAAACGGAAUGGAACGUUCGGUCAGCCAGAGCUGGACGCGA
This is a messenger RNA of Ectocarpus sp. CCAP 1310/34, 2531 nucleotides long. The record is from the annotation of a GenBank genome assembly. Lineage: Eukaryota; Phaeophyceae; Ectocarpales; Ectocarpaceae.